This is a messenger RNA of Formica exsecta, 2037 nucleotides long. RefSeq lists its product as uncharacterized. Gene Ontology annotation, cellular component: nucleus. Bases 1010 to 1732 code for a protein of 240 amino acids. Gene Ontology annotation, molecular function: RNA polymerase II cis-regulatory region sequence-specific DNA binding; DNA-binding transcription factor activity, RNA polymerase II-specific. Gene Ontology annotation, biological process: regulation of transcription by RNA polymerase II; sex differentiation. Lineage: Eukaryota; Metazoa; Arthropoda; Insecta; Hymenoptera; Formicidae. The record is from RefSeq and is a predicted model, not a curated record. The transcript has 2 exons.
UAUAAAAAUUGUUAUUAUAGAAAAAAGAUAUCGGUGCGAUUGUAACUCCUUCCAAGCAAUUGUGAAAGAUGACAAACUUGAAAAAUUAAUGAUUUCUUGAUUUAAAAAUGAUUAAUUUUCCAAUUAAACUUUGCUUCACAUAUGUAUACCUAUGUAUGUACACAUGCCAGCCUUCACAACUAACAUAUCAUCGAUACGUUUCCAUCACGCAGGUUCUAAUCAAAGAAGCUAGUACGUUAACAAAAGAUUUUUCUUUCGUAGAGUUACUCAUAACAAGAAGACGAAGAGAAACAUGGUGGUCCAUUGGUUCGCAGCCGGCGAAAGCGGCGGGGUUUCUUGAGCUUUCGAGCCAAUGGAAACACGUCGACCUGCUAAAAAUACAUUUUGAAUCAGUAGGAGGAGAUGAGACAACACACCUCCUUUACGGAGAGAUACAAGAAAUAUUCUUACAAGUAUAUAUCUCAUCCAGAGUAGGACGUCGCGGUAACUCAGUCGACUCACCCGAGAAGAGUUAAACGGAUACAAUAAGCUACAAUUAACUUGAAUCAAGAAAUCAUGUGUCUCGCGAUCUAAUCGGGGAUCGUUAAUAAAAUAAACAAAAAUAUUUCGAAAAGGUACAAAUAUUAAAACUAAGCGCAAAACGAUGUGUGCAAAUUCAUUGUGCUAUUUGAAAACCGACACGAUCAAUAAAAAAACAACUAUGUAAUGAUAAAAAAUCGAUCGAUUAAAAAAUCAUCGUAUAUAAGAAGAAUAAAAUCGAUAACAUGUAGAAUAUUUCAAAUACAACUUACUCAGAAGAGAAAUCAGUUUUUUAAACUAAGCGCACGAUAUCCUAGAUUAUCUUCUCACGAUUGCGCAUAGUGGAACAUUCUGUUUAAAACAUUGAUUGCAUAUUAAGAUCUGUACUUAAUAUUCUUCGUUAAUUGUUGGCCAAACAAUUCUUAAUUAGAAUUGAUAUAUUCCAACGAAUAAAUAUAUAUGUCAUUUGAGAGAUAAUAUAAAAAUCAAGAUGAAAACUGGCGGAGGCACUUCAAAUCAUCGCUCGAAUCCAAACAUGGAGCAACGUUUAAGAAGUCCAAAGUGCGCGAGAUGUCGAAACCAUGGUGUAAUAUCCGGUUUGAAGGGUCACAAGAGAUCCUGCGCGUGGAAAGAUUGCCGAUGUCCCUGUUGUUUGUUAGUCGUCGAAAGACAGCGGGUAAUGGCAGCGCAAGUUGCUCUACGUAGGCAACAACAAGCGCAAGGUGACAAUCUUCAUCUAUCUUCGACGAAUAAGGUAUCAACAGACACCGCAAAUCCUCCUUAUUAUAUUAAAGCGAAAUACGACGAGUCGGACGCUGCCUGUCUUGGUAAAAGAGCUAAGAAUUUUCAAAGGCAUCAUUUACAUUUCACGCAGACGAGUAUUAGCGUGACGCAGGGUUUCUACGGAUUAAAUGCCGUACAUAAUUUACCUAGCACGUUAUCAACGCAUCCGCGUUUGUUGACUUUAUCCUCUCUCGGAUGCGAUCAAAAACAAGAAGCUGAACCCACAUUGAAAGUACAAUCUUUCCAUUCUGCAUAUCCAACAAUUCCCUGGUUCAAUGAGGUAACGCAAUCGUAUAUAGCGAAUGGAGACUUGAAUAAUUUUAUUUCUACGAGAGAUUUGCAGGAUUGUCCUACUACAAACAAUGAACCUUGUUUAGAAAAGAAAGCACCAAUUUCGUUCAGCGUGGAAUCUAUUAUCGGUACAAAGUGAUAUUCCGAUAUCCGUAUAUUUUAACCGUUUGAGUAGCAUGGAGGAGCUAACAAAUUCUCCGACAAUUCGAUUUGAUCUGAGAAUAGCACUCUAUACACGGCGACAAAGUGCGACUAUCGGACAUCAAGAGUAGCCGUUAAUAAGAUGCAUUUAAUACAACAAACUGUGUAAUACUGAAUAAUGUUAAAAUUUCAAUAAAAUUCAAGAAGCAAUGUUUUUUGAUAUUCAAACGGUUAAUCGCGAUGAUAAAAAUACAUAUAUACAAAUCAAACAAUUGUGCAAAUUAUUUGAUAGCAAUCGUAUGU